AUGUCCUCGCGCACCAAACGAAGGGCGGAGCCGUCGGAGAGCGACAAGAAGAAAAGCAAGAAGUCGAAGCGCGAUGAAGAGUCUGAGGAUGAAGUCGGCGGCAGCGACGAUUCUGAUGCUGGGGUCGAUGAAGAUGAGCUUGGUGCGCUCGAUACGAGCAAUAUCAUCACAGGAGGGCGCAGGACCCGCGGUGUCCGCAUAGAUUACACCAAGGUCCAGAAUCUCGACCAGUACGAUGAAGAGGAGGAAGAGGAGGAAGAGCGUCCUCAAAAGAAGAAACCGAAGGCAAAGGCAGUUACCAAACUGCCCGCCAGCGCAACAUCGAAGCAGAAGCAGAAGAAACCCGGCUCUUCUUCCUCGUCCAAGGCUAAGGAGCAACCCGCAUCGUCGUCGAAGUCGUCGAAGCGGGUCGUCGAGUCUGAGGAGGAAGAGGAAGAGGAGGACAAGGGUAACGGCGACGAAGAGGAAGAAGAGGAAGCCGAGGACGAAGAAGACGAGUGA
Molecule: messenger RNA, 501 nt
Organism: Rhodofomes roseus
Lineage: Eukaryota; Fungi; Basidiomycota; Agaricomycetes; Polyporales; Fomitopsidaceae
Exons: 3
Coding region: 1-501 (166 amino acids)
Source: RefSeq, a predicted model, not a curated record